GCUUGCUUCACAUAGGUCCCUUCGCCCCUAUGUACAUUUUAUACGGACUUUGUUGCGCCAUUGAAAUGAUUCGUGUUAGUCACCGUGUGCCGUGCUUUUGAAGUUUACACAAUUGUACCCAAUUUAUGUCUCUAUAUAACGUUGUUAGUUUGUGUUUUAGAACAGCUCGCUUCACAUACUGCAGUGUCACCUGGAGCGCGCCUCAAGGACGUCGUCUACAAAGUUUCUUUGCGUUGGAAGUUGAGUGGCUAUAGCUAGCUAGGACUCUGUUUUCGUACUUAUUGGCUAGCAAUGUGUUGUCAUUCGUAAGUAACAUCAGAUAUGGUUUAACUCAAUCAUGAGUUAUAAUAACUAGUCAUUAUUGACAAACGUUAACAAAGUCCACGCUUUGAAAGGGAGUAGCUAGCAACCUAACGUCGCUACCAUUGGUUAUAGCUAGCGAAAUUAGCUAACGUUGCAUGUACGAGUUUGGCGUAACUUGAUAAAGAGAGGCAAUGUUACCAGUAAUUGAAUACACUUUAAAAGUGUUUUUCUAUUUGCAAGUUAGCUUGUUUACUGAAUACGUUAUUUCUACAUUGGCUUGAGAGGCUGUUAGAUGCUGAUUAUGAUUUUAUACAUUCUAAUCAAUUCCAUACAACUAUGUUUCAGGGCGGAAUAUUCUAAUCAUUCAAUUAACAGAUAAUUCUCAAAUAAGAGGCCAGCAGCCGUGUUUUUGUCAGCUUUUUAGAGUAUAACGGUAGUCCUGUCUGUCUUUAGAGGGGCGUUUACCGCGAAGUGUCGAACUAGCCGCCCUUAAUCUGUAACUACUGUAACGUUAACUGUAACUCGCCAGCUAGCUUGGAUAUUAUGUAAUGUCAAUGAGUUUUCUACUGUACUGCAUAAUCGAAUGCUGGUUAUGUCAAUUCUGCUGUCCAUUUAUAAUUUAUAGCUAACGAAUUUAUGUUAGUUUUUGCUUACUGUCUGAGUUAAGUAGAUUGCUAGCAAAAAUAGCUAACUUGACUGCAUCCUGUUGGCUUCUUUUAACAUUUGACAGCACCAUACAUAAACUGCAGCUAGCUACGUCACGUGAGCAAGGGAAUAACAGCGCACGAGCUAGCAAGCUACAUCAAUACUUUUCCAACGGGGAAUGCAGCAAAUCAUUCAGCGCUGCACGAGGAAUAUUUCCUGUGAAGACGGAUUAGAAACCAUAGAGCUCAGAAAUUCAGCGUUGCACGAGGAAUAUUUCCUGUGAAGACGGAUUAGAAGCCAUAGAGCUCAGAAUUCCAGCAAAGUCGAACUGAAUGGAUAUGAUCUAGUUUGGAAAACUCCCAUGUCUGAUUAAGGAUCAAGAAAUGGAUAACCAGGACAAGAGCUUAGAGAGAGGUGAAGAGGGAAGCUUCUCGGUUAACGCAGGCAGUUCCAAGUCCACCACAUUAACUUCAGUGAUGCAUUUGCCUGGCUCCACACCCCAGCCUCCAGCCAGAGACUCCUGUAACGGACUGAAUGUCACUAAGAUUCAGGGUGAGCUCUCCACAGCAGGGACAACCUCCAUUGGACUCCCUAUAGAGGAGGCUGAAGUGAAGUUAAUGGGCAAGGCCCUGAGAAUGCAGAAUGCACAGAAACAGCAGCAGAAUCAACAGCAGCAGCUGUUUGAGAACUUUGCUCUGUUGGAGGAGAGCAUUUCAGAUUUUAAUCGAUCCAACACCCCAGGGAGCUCCGUACUUGGAUGUUCUAAUUACCUUCUCCCUCUGAAAACUGAGGACUUUUCACCAAUGGAUAAGGACAGGCUUGACAUGGAGACGGUCAGCUUUGGACAGUCACUGAAGGACUUGGAUGUCAACGAGAGGCUCCUUGGUGACAAUACGCUGGACAUUCUGCGGGAUUUGGACUUGCCUGGCUCUCUGUCUGACCUAAAUGAGUUUUACCUGGCUGACGAGGCCGCUUUCCUUUCCUCCCUGUCAGUGGAUGAUGCCCUGCUCGUUGAAGGCAACAUGGAAACCAAGCCCAUAGUCAGUAGCAGUGGGGGAAACUGUAAAAAUGUGAAUGGUGUGGGGCAGCAACUGGGCCCAGGGAUCUCCAUGUCUGUCAUCAAGACCGAGAAGGACUCUGACACCUCCUUCAUCCAGCUUUACACCCCAGGGGUAAUCAAGCAGGAGAAUGAGCGCCAGAGCUACUGUCAGAUAUCCAGCCUGGACAUACCUGGUACCCACAGCUCGGUGGGCUCCAUGAGUGGGCCGAGUUACCACUACAGCGCAAACACAUCGACGGCAGUGUGCGUACAGCAGGAUCAGAAGCCUGUCUUUGGCCUGUAUCCACCACUGCCCUCAGUCAGUGAUGGCUGGAACAGAGGCCAGGAAUUUGGGGAUGGAUCAGGGAUGUCAACUCCAUCUUUUCCUGUCAGCUUCAGCAGUCCAACGGCCAGACCCGAGGCCAGCAGCUCCACAUCUUCAGCCCCUGCCAAGCACAGCGGUCCAACCCAUAAGAUCUGCCUGGUGUGUUCUGACGAGGCUUCUGGCUGCCACUAUGGAGUCCUCACCUGCGGAAGCUGCAAGGUGUUCUUCAAGAGGGCCGUUGAAGGACAACACAACUAUCUGUGUGCCGGGAGGAAUGACUGCAUCAUAGACAGGAUCCGCAGGAAGAACUGUCCGGCGUGCCGCUUCCGCAAGUGUCUCCAAGCAGGGAUGAACCUGGAAGCAAGGAAAAACAAGAAGCUGAUCCGAUUUAAAGGUCAGCAGGCCACAACAGAGACAAACGCUCCCGCACCUGAUAAAAGGGCCUGCACCCUGAUCCCAAAGUCCAUGCCCCAGCUGGUGCCCACCAUGCUGUCCCUGCUUAAAGCCAUUGAGCCAGAGGCCAUUUACUCUGGCUACGACAGCACCAUCCCCGACACCUCCACCCGCCUUAUGACCACCCUCAACAGGUUGGGCGGACAGCAGGUCGUUUCAGCUGUCAAGUGGGCCAAGUCCCUACCAGGGUUCCGGAACCUUCACCUGGAUGAUCAGAUGACACUGCUGCAGUGCUCCUGGCUGUUCCUCAUGUCAUUCGGCCUGGGCUGGCGCUCCUACCAGCAGUGUAACGGGGGUAUGCUGUGCUUCGCCCCUGACCUGGUUAUUAAUGAUGAGAGGAUGAAGCUGCCCUAUAUGACCGACCAGUGUGAGCAGAUGCUGAAGAUCUCCACUGAGUUUGUGAGGUUGCAGGUGUCCUACGACGAGUACCUGUGUAUGAAAGUCCUGCUGCUGCUCAGCACAGUACCAAAGGAUGGAUUGAAGAGCCAGGCUGUGUUUGAUGAGAUCCGCAUGACCUACAUCAAGGAGCUGGGGAAGGCCAUCGUCAAGCGGGAAGAGAACUCCAGCCAAAACUGGCAGAGGUUCUACCAACUCACUAAGUUACUGGACUCCAUGCAGGAGAUGGUGGGGGGCCUCCUGCAGAUCUGCUUCUACACUUUUGUGAAUAAAUCCCUUAGUGUGGAGUUCCCUGAGAUGCUGGCCGAGAUCAUCAGCAACCAGAUACCAAAAUUCAAAGAUGGGAGUGUCAAGCCGCUUCUGUUUCAUCAUGCCUUAAACCAUGACACAAUGCCUUAAAACCUGUUUUCCCUGCAGACGUCCCGCCAGGUCCCCUACCAGUACGGAUUAAUGUAGUGAGAGUGUGCACUCAAAUCGGUUCCCAGAGGACUUGGGUGGAUAGAGAAUGUGAAAAAGAGAGAACAAGAGUGCAAGAUUGACACUGACCAUGAGCGACAUGGCAACAAACUAACUGACCCUUCUGGAUGAAACAAGGAUUCAACUCUUCUGGAAUCGCAUUUAGACCGUGAAUCACUUCAAAAGACUUGAUCAUUGUGAGAUUGGAGGAAUCAAAUUUUAACAACAAAAAGAGAGGGAUAUUUUCUAUUGAUUUAAUGCAUGCACAGACCGCUGAAACGUUUACGCAAGAAUAUCAGAAAAGGGAAAACGUGCCUUUUUUUUAGCUUUACAAGCUUUCCAUAGCCAUUUUUCUCAAACUGUCAAAUGCAAGUAUUUUGCAUAGGAAUUUAAUAUAAACACCUUUGUAUGUAUUUGUGUCUGUUCUCUUUCUAAGCAGCCAUGUUUAUUUUCUAAAAUGUGUAGUUAAAUGAUCCCUGCAGUUAAAUGAUCCCCAGAAGUGAAGUGUACAGUAACUAAUAAAACCAACAAUAUGUUCAAUUCCAUUCUCCGCAACCUUUCAGCAGUUGUUAUGCUCAAACAUUAGGUUGAAUAGAAGGUUCCUGCCCAUGUCUGAGCGUGUCACAGACAGUAUAUCAGGGUUCCCCAAAGUCAUUAAUGGGCCCCCCUGGGUCAAAGUUUAGUUUUUUGCCCUAGGAAUACACAGCUGGUUCAAAUAACCAACUCAUCAUGAAGCUUUGACUAUUCCAAUCAGCGGUGUAGUGCUAGAGCAAAAAAACAAAAUGUGCACCCAGGGGGACCCCAGGACCGAGUUUGGGAAACCCAGUAGUAUAUCAUAAUUCAACAGUAACAAAGAAAAAAAGAUCAGAUCAACUUCAUGAUAAAUCAUGUCUUCAUGAUAAAAUCAAGACUCCAUCUUAAAACCAUCCAUGCAUGAUUUGCGAGUUAAAUGAAAAUGGCAGCAUUGGGCUAGGGAGAUGGGAUGGGAGUUUGCAGAAUUGGCUAAUGAUCAUAUGAUUGGUGUGUAUAUGUGAGUGAGAGAGGGCAAAAAGGAAACUGCCUGAACACGUUUGUUUGUUCAUAUGAUAUUAAAACGUAUGUAUCUAUUUUUAUAUGAUCCGUCAAGCUGAAUUUUAGAGAGCAUACGCACAGUCACUAUUCUCUGGGAGUUGCAAACAAAUUGUUAAAUUGCCCAUGCUUAAAAGAAAAAUCCACUCAAGUGAUAUUUGUUUCAUUGGUCUACUGUUGAAACAGUCCAAAAAUGUUACCAGUCAAGUUUGUCACCAGUCAAGUUUUCAAGAUGUAGGAUUUUCAAGAAGCAACGUGUCACUUGCCACAUCAUCAUGAUGAUAUUGCAUUUUGCAUCGUCAUGAUGGUUUAAAAGUCACCUGUAUGUAUUAUUCUAGUGCCAAACUGCAAUUUCUCAAUUUUUAUUCAAAAUAUGAAAUGGAAAAACAGCAGAACUGUGUAAUUGUUACACAGAAUUUAUUUAGCCGUCCUCUCACAUUAGUUAACAUAACAUUGUUACAGUGGUUCGCGAAAGUUUUCACCCCCUUGGCAUUUUUCCUAUUUUGUUGCCAUACAACCGGGAAUUAAAAUAGAUUUGGGGGGGGUUUGUAUCAUUUGAUUUACACAACAUGCCUACCACUUUGAAGAGGCAAAAUAUUUUGUAUUGUGAAGCAAACAAGAAAUACAACAACAAAAACUGAACUGGAGUGUGCAUAACUAUUCAACCCCCAAAUCAAUGCUUUGUAGAGCCACCUUUUUGCAGCAAUUACAGUCCCCAGUCAUACCCCAGUCUCUUGGGGUAUGUCUCUAAGCUUGGCACAUCUAGCCACUGGGAUUUUGCCCAUUUUUCAAGGCAAAACUGUUCCAGCUCCUUCAAGUUGGAUGACUUCUGCUGGUUUACAGCAAUCUUUAACUCAUACCACAGAUUCUCAAUUGGAUUGAGGUCUGGGCUUUGACUAGGCCAUUCCAAGAAAUGUAAAUGUUUUCCAUUAAACCACUUGAGUGUUGCUUUAGCAGUAUGCUUAGGGUCAUUGUGCUGCUGGAAGGUGAACCUCCGUCCCAGUCUCAAAUCUCUGGAAGACUGAAACAGGUUUCCUUCAAGAAUUUCCCUGUAUUUAGCGCCAUCCAUCAUUCCUUCAAUUCUGACCAAUUUCCCAGUCUCUGCUGAUGAAAAACAUCCCCACAGAAUGGUGUUCUUGGGAUGAUGUGAGGUGUUGGGUUUGCACCAGACAUAGCGUUUUCCUUGAUGUCCAAAAAGCUCAAUUUUAGUCUCAUCUGACCAGAGUACCUUCUUCCAUAUGUUUGGGGAGUCUCCCAUAUGCCUAUUGCGAACACCAAACGUUUUUGCUUAUUUUUUUUCUUUAAGCAAUUGCUUUUUUCUGGCCACUCUUCUGUAAAGCCCAGCUCUGUGGAGUAUAUGGCUUAAAGUGGUCCUAUGGACAGAUACUCCAAUCUCCGCUGUGGAACUUUGCAGCUCCUUCAGGGUUAUCUUUGCUCUUUGUUGCCUCUGAUUAAUGCCCUCAUUGCCUGGUCCAUGAGUUUUGCUGGGUGGCCCUCUCUUGGCAGGUUUGUUGUGGUGCCAUAUUAUUUCCAUUUUUUAAUAAUGGAUUUAAUGGUGCACUGUGGGAUGUUGAAAGUUUCUGAUAUGUUUUUAUAACCCAACCCUGAUCUGUAUGUCUCCACAACUUUGUCCCUGACCUGUUUGGAGAGCUCCUUGGUCUUCAUGGUGCUUGGUGGUGCCCCUUGCUUAGUGGUGUUGCAGAGUCUGGGGCCUUUCAGAACUGGUGUAUAUCUACUCAGAUCAUGUGCCACUUAGAUUGCACACAGGUGGACUUUAUCUAACUAAUUAUGUGACUUCUGAAAGUAAUUGGUUGCACCAGAUCUUAUUUAUUUUCAUUUCAGUUCACCAAUUUUGACUAUUUUGUGUAUGUCCAUUAGAUGAAAUCCAAAUAAAAAUCAAUUUAAGUUACAGGUUGUAAUGCAACAAAAUAGGACAAAUGCCAAGGGGGAUGAGUACUUUUGCAAGGCACUGUAUUAUUCUAUACUUCAGAGUGCUAAUUUGUGAAAGGAAUAUUGCAAAGAAAAUGUAACUACACCAGCUAACGGGGAGUAGAAGUAAUGAUUGUUAUUCACAAGAUCUUGUGCUGACGUUGCUUCUAGAGGCAGCUAGGAACUGUAGUGAGAGUGUUGCAGCCCAGGACAGAUGCUUACGCACCUCAGCACAUGGCGGUCCCGUUCUGUGAGCUUGUGUGGCCUACCACUUUGAGGCUGAGCUGUUGUUGCUCCUAGACGUUUCCACUUUACAAUAACAGCACUUAACGGGGGCAGCUCAAGCAGGGCAGAAAUUUGACGAACUGACUUGUCGGAAAGGUGGGAUCCUAUGAUGGUGCCACGGUGAAAGUCACAGCUCUUCACUAAGGCCAUUCAUUCUGCCGAUGUUUGUCUAUGGAGAUCGCAUGGCUGUGUGCUCGAUUUUAUACACCUGCCCGCAAUGGGUGUGGCUGAAAUAGCCACUAAUUUCAAGGGGUGUCCACAUACGUUUGUAUAUAUAGUGUAGAAGUAAUUAUCUCCUUUUAAUGUACUCACCACACACACCAGCUUAUGCCAUGUGAAAACCAAGGACAUACAAGUAAAAUGACUUGUGGAGUGCAAGUGCAGGAACAUUGCUACAAGGUAUUAGAAUUGUGUUUCAUUCAAAGUUAGUUCCUUCAUAAUCAUUAGGCCAGGUUAGUUAACAAACACAAAAUGGUAGCCAUGUAGGCUGACUAGCUCAACCAUUCUUCUCAGUCAGGGUGAUGGAAUGACCAUGUGAGACGGAUCCCCUGAUGAUCCUCUCUGUAUGUGUUCCAUGUAUGUGUCUAUCAUGGAUUCUGGGGGGGGGGGGGUUUGACAUAUUUUGGCUUACUUUCUCAUACAAGUUUUACAGAGGACUUUGUCUCAGUUCUGGUUUUCAAUUGGACAAACCAGCUUGAUCACAUCCUAAUGAUCACUGCAUUGCCAUAGAUGUACAUACAGUAGCAUAACAUAUCUCAUGAAAGUGAAGCAGUUUGUUGAUUAUAACAUGUUUCAUGACAACUUUUGUCAGAAUUUUUACAUACCUGUAUAUUCCUAUCUUUAAAAAAAAAAAAAAAAAAAAAAAAAAAAAAAAAAAAAAAAAAAAAAAAAAAAAAAAAAAAGCUAGACUUAAAGCCUUGAGAAAGGGAGACCAAGAGCCAUAAAAAUUGGGUUUAAAUUCAGGACAACUUAACUAUCAAUGCUUUAGAAAAUGGGUUUCUUUUAAAAAAAUACAAUAUUUUCAAUAUCAGUUUGAUCCUCUUUGAUAUGAAUAAUUCUACUCAAUAUUUUUGUACAUUGGAUGAGUAAGACGGUCAUUAUUUUAUUUUUCUGUUUGUUGGUUUGUGUUUGACAAAGAUGGAUGUAUUGCAUAUGUACUUAGACAGUGUUAAAACAUGUCUGACUUGUAAGUAACUAUAAAUUAUAUAAAUCAAUGGGAAAGACUAUGAAAGCACUGUGUUUUAGGAAAUUAGAAAAUCAGGGUAUUGGGAGGGGAAGAGGGACUGGAGUAUAUUUUGUAUAGUACAACAGAGUGACCAAAGCAGAGAGAACAUAAGUAUUCGAGCAGUUACAUUUACAGUGGCACUUAUUAUCCAAUUAUAGUGCUUAUUAUUUUAUUUUAAAAUAUUUUGUAAUGGUCUAGGCUUUGGUCUUUCGUAUAUUGCUGUGAGAAUUAACCAGUCGCGUCGAAUGUUUUUUCUUUUUAAUUGUUUUUUUUAGGUAAAAACUGUGUUUGAACGUAAUCUACCGGAGAGAAUUUGCACUACCACGUUUCAUAAUGAAUAGAAAAUGAGGAAGGUUGUCACUCAGUCUUUGACUUUCCUCAUUUCCUGGUCUACGCACCACAAACUGCCUAAAAUAAUCUAUAAUGUUCAUUCACUACCUCGUUUCAACUUCAUACUAGUUGAGAAAGUCUAUUUUCUGUAUAAAAUACAUACAAAUAUUAUCUUUAAAGAUUAAGGGCAGAUCAUAUUUCACUGGUAUAUGGCUUUCAUUAAAGUCUGUUGUUCGUAUUUCAAUUCUGUAAAUGUAAUCCAAUGUAAAGAAUAUAUGUUGUGUAUUUGUUUAAAUAUAUAUAUAUAUGUAUUACCUCUGUAUUACACCUUCUGUAGUCAAUGUCAAUAUUUUCUCCUGACUAAAAUAUCUGUGUAGUUCUUUGGUUGGGUGCUCUAGCUUCGCUUCAUGACCUCCGAUGGUUAUCAGUUGUUUCUCCAUAUAAAUCUAAAAUAAAGGGUUUCUCAUUCACAAGUCA
Molecule: messenger RNA, 8931 nt
Organism: Oncorhynchus masou masou (cherry salmon)
Lineage: Eukaryota; Metazoa; Chordata; Actinopteri; Salmoniformes; Salmonidae
Product: glucocorticoid receptor-like
Exons: 9
Coding region: 1332-3560 (742 amino acids)
Biological process (GO): nuclear receptor-mediated glucocorticoid signaling pathway; regulation of transcription by RNA polymerase II
Cellular component (GO): chromatin; nucleus
Molecular function (GO): nuclear glucocorticoid receptor activity; nuclear receptor activity; zinc ion binding
Source: RefSeq, a predicted model, not a curated record